This is a messenger RNA of Setaria italica (foxtail millet), 2977 nucleotides long. Its product is annotated as serine/threonine-protein phosphatase 7 long form homolog. The record is from RefSeq and is a predicted model, not a curated record. Gene Ontology annotation, biological process: meristem maintenance; meristem development. Lineage: Eukaryota; Viridiplantae; Streptophyta; Magnoliopsida; Poales; Poaceae. The transcript is spliced from 8 exons. Bases 1718 to 2647 code for a protein of 309 amino acids.
UAAGACUAGUCCGGAUACAUGUGGUUGGUCCUGACAGGGAGGUUGGUGUCAUAGGCAUCAGGGCAUACUUCAUGCUGUGCAAGAGCAGAUACAGGGCUAUGCACCUUUGCAUCAUCGUUGGUGCACUCGGCUCCUUGCGGAGAACCUACUUCAGAAGGAUGGUGUGGAGGAUAAUUUUGAUCUGUUUCAAGUUGCUGCUCGUCAGCUUGAGGAUUAUUACUUUCAGCGCAAAUUGGAGCAGGUCAGGACCGCAACAAAUGUAGAAGGUAGACAAUGGCUCGCUGGUUUGAUGAGAGAUUUGGAUAAUUGGACUAGAUCUCACGACGUCGGUGGUUGGAGGUACGAGUUUCAGUGCAGUAACAUGGCCGAGUCAUUCAAUAAGUUGUUAUUGGGGAUACGUGGUAUGCCUGUGAACGCAAUCGUUGAAUUCAACUUCUACAGGCUUGUUGCGUGGUUCAAUGAAAGACACGCAAAAGCAGAAGCGUUGCAGAUUGCUGGGGAGAGAUGGGCUGAAAAACCAAAGAGACAUCUCAGCAUUGCAAAUGAAAGGGCUUCCACACAUGAGGUGCAAUGUUUUGAUCUCGGCACAGGGACUUAUCAGGUCAAGCAUAGGGGUGGGACAACGUCCGACGGCGAGAUUCGAGAGUUGAGGAUACAUGUGGUAGUCCUCCGAGAUUUCAAGUGCACUUGUGGUAGGCCAAAGCAGUACCACUUCGUAUGUUCUCAUUUGGUGGCAGGAGCUAGGCAUCGCAAUUUUGAUAUCGAGAGCAUGAUACCUCAUGAGUUCAGCGUAGACACCCUUGUGCGGACAUGGAGCCCCCGCUUCGUGCCUUUCCGGGAUCCUAGAGAGUGGCCUCCAUAUGAUGGGUCAAAAUAUGUUGCGGAUCCAGCUUACCGUUGGAACAAACGUGGAACAAGGAAGCGGACGAGACAUAACAUGACUAUGGAUCAGGUAUCCGGAAGAACGAGGCGUGGUAGAGCAACACCAUUUCUUGCUGAUCCAGAACAAAACGAGUGCGGCAAGUGUGGUAGAUUGGGCCAUAAUUCACGCACUUGCCGUUGGCAGAUUAGUGAGGAUGGCGCACUUCCACCUACUAGACCAGGCGUACGACCAGACCCACCGAGGUCGUCUCAUAGUGGCAGGGCAGGUCCUUCCGCUCCUUCAUUCUAGAGCCCAUGAUGGGUUUUUGGCGCUGUUGUACGACGACCGCUACACUCCUUUGCUACAGAUGGCGGGCCUAGAUGUCAUCUCGUAUCAGGUUCGUCGUGGGAUGCCCAAGUUCAACUCAGCAGCUAUAACUGCGUUGGUUGACAGGUGGCGACCCGAGACUCACAGCUUUCACCUGUCGUUCGGAGAGAUGACAGUGACCCUACAGAACUGUCAGAAGAUGCUAGGUCUGUCGAUUCGAGGCGAUGCAGUGACUGGACCGUGCGUCUCAGAGGGUUGGAGAGCACGAGUGGCAGCCUUCCUUGGGCGAGAGGUUGAGGAGCAGGGGACUCGCACAUCUGGAGUGCUAAUCUCCUAGCUGCGGGAACACUUCGGCCAGUGCCCCCAGGACGCGGAUGCGGAGAUAGUUGGGCAGUACUGCAGGGCGUGGAUACUGCACUUGUUUGCCUACGUUCUUUUCCCAGACGCUACAUGUGACACUGCGUCUUGGAUGUGGAUCCACUGCCUCACUGACUGCAGGCGGGUCUUUAUAGUUGGGGAUCAGCUGUGAUGUGCUUUCUAUACCGGCAGCUGUGCGAGGCGUGCCGUCGGACUUCGGGCUCCGCGUCAGUUGGUGGAUGUGUCUACCUAUUGCAGUUAUGGAUGUGGGCCCGUCUUCCUGUUGGUCAUCCCGAGAUUAUGCCGCGUCGACCGUGGUUCCCAGGUGAGAUACCGAGACGGCAGCCAACAUGGGCAUAUCUUUGGGGUCAGGUUAAGGUUAGCCAUACGAGGUUGGACCGCGUGUACCUGGAUUACAUCAACGAGAUAGACGCGCUCACGGCUCAUAGUUUAAAUUGGCAGCCUUACGAAGGAGAGGACACACUUCUUUUUACCCUUAGCUUCAUGUGUGCGUUGGACGAUGAUCUUUACAGGAUGUUGUGCCCUCUCAUAUGCUUCUAUGCUGUCCAGUACCACCUGCCAGAUCGAGUAGCACGUCAAUUUGGGAUGAGGCAGAUUUGGCCAACACCGACGACCUCGACUAGUGUGGAGUUACACACCGUGGAUCGUAAGAAGAAACGGAAGGUCUCUGAGUGGGCCGCGUUCCACCAGGUGUACAUUCAGGAAUGGGACCAGUUCGAGGACAACGUGGAUGAGAACGACGAGCCGCACACAAACAGUGAGUACAGGCAAUACCAGACUUGGUACCAAGGUGCGACGCGUCACAGGCUGAGGGCAGCGUGGACGGAAGAUGACUACGCCGACAUCCACUCAUCCGACGAUGAAGACACGGUGUACGAUCAGAGUACUCGUGCUGGAAGGCAGGUGGAGGCAGGACCAAUCCUGGAUAGGAUGGGUCGUACCCUCCAAAGCUCGGUUAGAGAUUUAGAGCAUUUCCGUCCUAGAGUUACGGACCCCGAGACACGGAGCUUCCUAGAGGACUGCCACGACGCGAGAUGUGCACGUUCCAUCCCUACGCGAAGGAGGCGUCGAUAUGUCUAGCUAAGGCCCCUCAGGUUCGAAAGCAAUUGCAUCCGAGGAUGAGGACGACGAUGACGAUGACGAUGAGCAGAGGGCCGAGGAGCUUGGCUCGUCUCAGCUCCAGGAGGCUCCCUUGACUCAGCCUACACAGGUUGUAGGCACUAGACUACGUCGCCUACGUUCUCCUUACACUCCAGGCACUGACGCCCUUGGUCACAAGGGUAAGGGUAAGACUAGGAGGCAGUGACGGUUCUUAUUGCGAACUUUGUAUUAUAUGGACUAUUUGUAUAUAUGGACUUUCAUUCUGAACUAUUGUGGAUUCUAUUAUGAAUGUGUCAUAUGCUUGUGUCA